Messenger RNA from Pectinophora gossypiella (pink bollworm), 942 nucleotides. RefSeq lists its product as uncharacterized. NCBI's taxonomy places the organism in Eukaryota, Metazoa, Arthropoda, Insecta, Lepidoptera, Gelechiidae. Bases 1 to 942 code for a protein of 313 amino acids. The record is from RefSeq and is a predicted model, not a curated record. The transcript has a single exon.
AUGUGUCCAAUUUGCUCGAAGAAUUGCGACUAUUGUAGCCGAAACAGAAAUGCUGUUUGCAACAAUGGGAAGAUUAAUAUUGAUACAAAAGAGAAAGGAGAGGACACUGAAAAACUAGAAUCAUCUUCUAAAGACGUUCAAACGUCUCAAGCAGACUUAUCCCAAGGCCUUAACCUCCUGAACGAGGUACUAACAGUCUUCCAAACUAAAAAACUUGAUAUCCCAAAAGAACCUUCAAUUACAAACUGCAGAACCAAAAUUUGCAAAGAUGCGGGCGUCGAAACGGAAUUCCCAGUCAAAACGUUUUAUAAAACAAAAUUGUCAAUGAGCAAAGUCUUUAAAUACUCGAUCAACGAGGAAAAAGUUAACGAACAUCCGAAAUUUAUGAUUGUUAACAGUUCCCAGCCUGAAAUGAUGAAAUCGCAGUACUCAAUCAACCUUAACAGAUACAAAUCAUCGUCUAUUCCUCAAAUGAAAUUGGAAGAACUGAAACAUUCUCUCAAAGAGAAAACUAAAUCCAAAGAUGCUAUUGAAGAGGUCAACAGAAUGUUCGCAACAGUCGGUAAAUACAACAAUGAAAGCUUAGACGAUUCUAACAGGCCCGUGGUUCGCACGGGACCACGAGUGUUGCCAGUGGUAAAGACGAAAAACUUCGAAAAUCCAGCCAAAAAAGACAGCUUAUGUCAACUAGGAUGUGCGAGGAAAAUCAGCUGCAAAUGUUGCCAGACUAGCAACUAUUAUUUGUCUUGUGGGGAUUCUCAUGAAUCGUGUAAUAACGGUAACCCUGAGAGGAAAGAUUCAGGGUUGAAUAAAGGCGAUAAAUGUGUGUACAUGUUGUCAUGUCCACACGAUAGGCCGAAAUCGCCGAGUGUUUGUAAUUGUUGCAAGAGACGAACUAAAGAUGUCAGUCAUGAGGAUGUUGCGGAAUGUUGCCAUUUUUGA